AUGGCAGUAACAACGAUAGAUUGGACGGAUUCAGAACAAAGUCUGGGAAAUCUUACUGAGGUUCCGGUGGUAGCGUUUCAUCAUCGAGCUAUUGUUGCAUCAAUCCUGAUCGCAUUGACACCGAUUGGUCUGUUUGGUAAUGCCCUUGUGAUCGUUGCCGUCGUCGUCGCGAAGAAACUUCGUACAAUCACCAACAUUUUGGUCGUCAAUCUUGCUGUCACCGAUCUUAUAACGUGUCUGUGCUUUCCGUUCCUGAGCGCGGGCUUCUUAAGUCAAACGGGAAGCUAUCCCAUGCAUGAAAUUAUUUGCGCAACUAUCGGAGGAGUCGUUAUUGCUUGUGUUGGGUGUAGCACCACGACCCUGCUCGCCAUCGCAUUCGUCCGUUGGUACGUCAUAACGAGAUCCGUCCGCGGCCACCAAGGUAUCCAUGCUCCAAAGAAAGUCAUUACUUUAGUUGUGAUCAUCUGGACAGAAUCGGUCAUAUUGAUAAUCCUACCACAUAUUUUAGGCAUUGGGACAUUAGAGUUUGACAAAUACCAUCAAGUUUGUGGCCUAACAGUCACAAACCUUUUUGGAAUUUAUUAUAUCGUAUUCAUGGGAAUUCAUAUAGCCGUUGCCCUGGUGCUUACUCUGAUAUUUUAUCUCCUGGUGUUGCGUCAUGUCUUACGGCACCGCAAGCAGAUCCGCAACAUGUUUACAACUGCUAAAGACAUCAGAUCUGGCGUAACAUUGAACAACCAGAGCCAGGUUUCGUCCACGCCUCGAGGGUCCCAUCCACGCAAGAUCAAUGCCAUCAACAAAAUGGAGGUCGAAAUCACCAAGAAUCUCUUCGUGGUUGUUGGUGUGCUCUUGAUCUGUUCCCUACCACAAAGCAUACAUCUUAUGAUACCCGGUGACAAUGCAUUGCUGAUCUAUAGCUCCAUGACUAUCUUGGCAAAUAGCGUUGUCAAUCCAAUCAUUUAUGGAUUCAAACAUCCCAUCUUCAAAGAGGUCUUCAAGAGCCUCCUAUUGCCUUCCCGUGCCGCUUGA
Messenger RNA from Strongylocentrotus purpuratus (purple sea urchin), 1029 nucleotides. RefSeq names its product rhodopsin, GQ-coupled-like. Gene Ontology annotation, molecular function: G protein-coupled receptor activity. The transcript has a single exon. Gene Ontology annotation, biological process: G protein-coupled receptor signaling pathway. The record is from RefSeq and is a predicted model, not a curated record. Lineage: Eukaryota; Metazoa; Echinodermata; Echinoidea; Camarodonta; Strongylocentrotidae. Bases 1 to 1029 code for a protein of 342 amino acids. Gene Ontology annotation, cellular component: membrane.